GCUUUAUGCGAAGAAGGCGCUAUAUUCUGAACCAGCCGCUAGCGCCUGUUGAGCGUCGUCGGAUGCAGAUUCUUUUGUAUCGAACGCUCUGUUACAGAGCGAAGUCCUUUCUUCUGAAUUAUUCAAGACGUAUAAGUUUAUCGUCAUUAGAAGCAGCUUGUCCUCGGUUAUCGUGUAUUUCUACUCAGUGGCGGUGCAAUUCCUGGUUGGCCAGAAUGCCUGGCAUUGAAUAUCCGAAACCGAGGCGUGCCAAUGUCAGAGAUGAGCUCCAUGAACAAAUGGUAGAAGAUCCUUACCGAUGGAUGGAAGAUCCUGAUGCGGAAGAGACAAAAGCGUUUGUCAGCGCUCAGAAUGCUAUCUCAAAAAGAAUUAUUGAAGAAUGCCCAUAUCGAGAACAGAUCAAAGGAAGACUUACCGAACUGUGGAAUUAUCCGAAGUACACUGCGCCAUCAAGAAAAGGCGAGCACUAUUACUACCGCAAAAAUGAUGGCUUGCAGAACCAAUACGUGCUGUAUCGCAAACAGGGACUGAAUGGAUCACCGGAAAUAUUCCUCGAUCCUAACCUGCUAUCUGAAGACGGCAGCGUCGCGUUGACUGUGAGCAAGUUUUCGGAAAAAGGCACUUACUAUUGCUAUGGCCUUUCUGAGUCAGGAUCGGACUGGUCGACGUUAUACAUCAAGGACUGCAAAACGAAGAAAGACUUACCGGAGAAGCUGGAAAGGUUUCGAUAUUCGAACGUAUCAUGGACCAAGGAUGAGAAGGGUCUCUUCUACGGACAAUACGCUGAUUGGACCGGUAAAGUGAGCGGAACUGAAGCUAAAGCUGCUACAAACCAGAAAAUAUUCUAUCAUAAGCUGAAUACACCUCAGGAGCAGGAUAUACUGGUCGCUGAGUUUGUCAAAGAACCAAAUUGGAGGAUGGUGACGGAAGUGUCGGACUGCGGCAAGUAUCUCGUCCUAACCGUAAUGGAGGGUUGUAAAGAUACGAUGAUUUAUGUUUCCGACAUUUCUCAAGGUAUAAACGGGCCUCUUGAGCUAAAGUGCGUUUACGGAAAAUUUGAUUGUCAACUUAACUACUUGGCAAACGACGGCGAAACCUUCUAUUUCCACACAAACAAAGACCGACCCAAUUACGGUAUCAUCAAGUUUGAUCUGAAGAACCCGGAAGAGUGGAUCGACGUAGUACCUGAAGACAAGCAAAACGUACUUGAAUGGUCACAAUGUGCUAAUGGAGACAAGCUGAUUCUGGCUUAUUUGAAAGAUGUUGCCAACGUUAUUAAUAUCCACCAUCUUCAAACCGGCAAAUACAUGCAAACUCUUCCAUUCGAUAUUGGCACGAUUGGAGCUAUGACCGGCGAACGUAAUGACUCGGAGCUGUUUUUUAAUUUCGUCUCAUUUUUGACGCCUGGAACGAUUUAUCGUUGCGAAAUUGAUAAGGCGCCUAACGCCACGUUGGAAGAGUAUCAACGAAUUCAGCUUGAUGGAGUAACAACCGACGAUCUUACUGUGAAGCAAAUCUUCUAUGAAAGUAAGGACUCUACGAAGGUGCCGAUGUUCAUUAUUCGACAGAAGGAUGCUUCACUUGAUAGUACUGCUCCAUGCCUCCUUUACGUUUACGGAGGGUUUAAUAUUUCUGUCCAGCCUUCGUUUUCGCCCUUCCGACUAAUGCUCGUGAAGCUACUGGGCUUUACUGUAGCCGUCGCCAAUGUACGAGGAGGCGGUGAGUAUGGUGAUGUCUGGCAUAAUUCGGGUAGACUAAAGAACAAACAAAAUACCCUAGAUGAUGUGCAUGCUGCGGCAAAAUUCCUCGCUGAUAAUGGGUAUACAACAGCUAACCGGAUUGCUUUGAUGGGUGGAUCCAACGGUGGUAUGGUUACCACCGCUUGCAUUAACCAACGGCCAGAACUCUUCGGCGCCGCUGUUGCUCUGGUACCCGUCACAGAUAUGUACCGUUUCCAUAAAUUCACAGUUGGCAGCGCCUGGUGCUCGGACUAUGGAUGCCCAGAUGUAGCAUCCGACUUUAGUGUGCAGGCAACUUACUCACCUCUACACAACGUGCCACAAAAUAUUGAUAACUUUCCAAGUCUUCUGGUGUUGACAGGCGACCAUGAUGACCGAGUAGUACCGUCCCACUCAUUAAAAUACAUCGCCGAAGUUCAGCAUCGUUUAGGCGACAAAAAUAAGAACCCGCUGCUGGCGCUCAUUGAUACAAAAGCGGGACAUGGCUCGGGCAAGCCAACCUCCAAAGUUAUUGCAGAGCUUGUCGAUGUCAUAUGCUUCCUCUACAAGACGCUUAACUUGAAAUACAGCCUCUAAUUUGAUAAAAAAAAAAAACUCGAUAUAAAAUAUCAGCUGGUCGUCAUGCUUUUUUAUUUUUUUUAUUCAUUUUUAAAGCAGUAUGUUUUCUGCUUCUGCUUAGUGGACUGAGUCGGAUACACAACAAAGAGGCGAUAGAAACAGCGUCUAAUAGGAAAACGUUUAGGCUAUCAAACUUACAGCAAUAGAUCGGAUAUGAGUCUAUUUAUAUCUAUAAUUUAAUUUCGAAAUCUAGAUUACGUUGCAAAUUCGUUGCUUGACGGAUAUCUGAUUGAACUUAGUUAAGCGAAUAGCUUUUACACUAUUCCAAAUGCUAUCUACUUCGAUAUGGCUACACGAGUAAUGGUAAAUGCUGUAUUAUUUUCUUAUAGAAAUAAAGGUGAUCCAAAGUAAACAUGU
Varroa destructor (honeybee mite) is the source of this 2714-nucleotide messenger RNA. Its product is annotated as prolyl endopeptidase-like. Gene Ontology annotation, biological process: proteolysis. Gene Ontology annotation, molecular function: oligopeptidase activity; serine-type endopeptidase activity. Lineage: Eukaryota; Metazoa; Arthropoda; Arachnida; Mesostigmata; Varroidae. Gene Ontology annotation, cellular component: cytosol. The record is from RefSeq and is a predicted model, not a curated record.